AUGACGGUGGUACAUAUUGUUCUCUUCAAGUUCCGUCCAGACGUCUCGGAGGAGCACAGGGAGACGUUCGUCCGCGAGCUCAAGACGCUCAAGUCCCUGCCGUGCGUCAAAGACCACCGCCUGAUCGUCGGCGGGCCCUCCGUCACGGAUCCCGCGGAGAGGAGCAAGGGAUACCACUUCGCCUUGCUGAGCUUCCACCAAGACCGCGGGGCGCUUGAGGAAUACCAGGCGAGUGCGGAGCAUCACAGGGUUACCAGUACCUACCUCUGGCCGUUCAAGGAGGAUGUCACGAGGUUUGACUUUGAGGUCGCAGAGGAGGACGAGUACAUGUGUCAGUUUGUAGCUAAGGGCCUGGCAGACGGGUCUGCCUAG
Colletotrichum graminicola M1.001 is the source of this 372-nucleotide messenger RNA. RefSeq names its product stress responsive A/B Barrel domain-containing protein. The coding region runs from base 1 to 372 and encodes 123 amino acids. The transcript has 3 exons. The record is from RefSeq and is a predicted model, not a curated record. NCBI's taxonomy places the organism in Eukaryota, Fungi, Ascomycota, Sordariomycetes, Glomerellales, Glomerellaceae.